Molecule: messenger RNA, 1125 nt
Organism: Chaetura pelagica (chimney swift)
Lineage: Eukaryota; Metazoa; Chordata; Aves; Apodiformes; Apodidae
Gene: P2RY4
Product: pyrimidinergic receptor P2Y, G-protein coupled, 4
Exons: 1
Coding region: 1-1125 (374 amino acids)
Biological process (GO): G protein-coupled receptor signaling pathway; transepithelial chloride transport
Cellular component (GO): plasma membrane
Molecular function (GO): G protein-coupled purinergic nucleotide receptor activity; G protein-coupled UTP receptor activity
Source: RefSeq, a predicted model, not a curated record
AUGGACCCUUCGGUGAGAACCUUCCCCCUCGGCCCGUGGACCCCGACGCCGGGUCCCUGGCCGGGAGGAAACACCACUGGGGAGCCAGAGGAGAAGUGUGUCUUCGACGAGGAGUUCAAGUUCAUCCUGCUGCCCGUGUCCUACGGCAUCGUCUUCGUGGUGGGGCUGCCCCUCAACUCCUGGGCGCUGUGGAUGUUCACCUGCAGGAUGAGGCCCUGGAAUGCCACCACCAUCUACAUGUUCAACCUGGCUCUCUCUGACACGCUCUACGUCCUCUCCCUCCCCACCCUGGUCUACUACUACGCCGACCGCAACAACUGGCCCUUCGGGAAAGGGCUCUGCAAGCUCGUGCGCUUCCUCUUCUACGCCAACCUCUACAGCAGCAUCCUUCUCCUCACCUGCAUCAGUGUCCACCGCUACAUGGGCAUCUGCCACCCCAUCCGCUCCCUCAAGUGGGUGAAGACCAGGAAAGCCCGCAUCAUCUGCGUAGGCGCCUGGCUCGUUGUCACCAUCUGCCUCAUCCCCAACCUCGUCUUCGUCACCACCAGCUCCAAGGACAACAGCACCCUGUGCCACGACACCACCAAGCCCGAGGAGUUUGACCAUUACGUGCACUACAGCUCUUCUGUCAUGGCCCUCCUCUUCGGGGUCCCCUUCCUGGUCAUCGUCCUGUGCUACUGCCUGAUGGCCAAGAGGCUCUGCAAGGCCAGCUUCUCCAGCCCCGUGGCCCGAAUGCCCUCCUACAAGAAGCGCUCCAUCAAGAUGAUCAUCAUCGUCCUCGCCGUCUUCGCCAUCUGCUUCGUGCCCUUCCACGUCACCCGGACCAUCUACUACACCUCCCGCUACUUCCAAGCCAACUGCCAGACCCUCAACAUCAUCAACUUCAGCUACAAGAUCACUAGGCCCCUGGCCAGCAUCAACAGCUGCCUCGACCCCAUCUUGUACUUCAUGGCUGGGGACAAGUACCGGGGGCGGCUGCGCCGGGGCCCAGCCCACCGGCUCCGGCCUGUGCCCACCUACGACCUGGCCCUGGUGUCCCCCUCUACAGACAAUGUCACGGGAGGCAGCCACACUGCCAGUGACACCCGAGGGACAGGGACGGCACGGAGCAGGGGUGGCUGCUGA